Selaginella moellendorffii is the source of this 435-nucleotide messenger RNA. Its product is annotated as putrescine hydroxycinnamoyltransferase 1-like. Gene Ontology annotation, molecular function: acyltransferase activity, transferring groups other than amino-acyl groups. The transcript has a single exon. The annotation marks the transcript as partial. Lineage: Eukaryota; Viridiplantae; Streptophyta; Lycopodiopsida; Selaginellales; Selaginellaceae. The record is from RefSeq and is a predicted model, not a curated record.
AUGUCCAAUGUGGUUCAUAUAGCCUCCGUCUGCACGAUCGUCCCAGCGAUUCCAACGCGCCAGCCUUGUACUCUCUGGCUUUGCAACUUUCAGAUCCAGCUCCUGUCCGAGAACUAUCUCAAGCAAGUCUACUAUUUCCCAGAAGCAGUGGAUUCGUCACCAGGCUCCUUCGAUCGAUUGGUGACGAGCUUAAAAGUAUCCUUGUCUCAGGUUCUCGUUCCAUACUACCCAAUAGCGGGGAGGCCCCGGAUCGCCGGUCUCGACCGCCCGGUUCUCGAGUGCAACGACCAAGGCGUCGAAUUUGUGGUGGCAUUUGCCAAUGCGAGCUUCCACGACUGGGGCGAUUCCAUGAAGCACUGCUCAAUCGAGCAUGAGCUCAACCCGGCACAGACCGAGAUCACGGAUCACGAGAACUUCCCACAGCUCAAAGUCCAG